AUGGGGUGCAUGAACAGCAAGCCGAAGAACAGUGCGCAGCCUCCCAGCACAGCGCGAUACAACGAGCCCAACUACACAGGUCUCACGCACACGAUGGACAACGGCGGCUUCUCGGGCCAGCCGCCGCGCCGCCCGUCCACGCAGUCCACGACUCGCAAUCCGCGCUCGACCGCAGGCGCGUCGACUGUCAGUAGCAGCCGCGCGGCCUCGGACAAGUGCUUUCCCGAGCUCGUCCAGUUCCGACUGGAAGAGAGCGAAGUGCUGCUGACCCGCAAGGUCUCGAGCGGCGCUUUCGGCGUCGUGUGGCUCGGCCACUACCACGGCCACCCCGUGGCCGUGAAGCGCAUGAUUGACGGCGAAGACGAGGCGAUCUCCUUUGCGCGCGAGAUUGAGACCAUGUCGAGACUGACGCACCCGAAGAUUGUCCGCUUCAUUGGCUGCACGUGGACCAACAAGAAGGAUCUGGGCGGCGUGUCGGAGUACAUGGACGGCGGCGACGUCCGUACACUGCUCGAGACCCGCAAGGUCGAGCUCAGCUGGCAGAGGGAAAAGAUCUCCAUCGCCAUUGACAUUGCUGAGGCUCUUGCGUACAUGCACUCGCGCUCGCCGAAGGUCAUUCACCGCGACCUCAAGUCACGCAACGUGCUGCUGAACUCGGACAUGGUGGCCAAGUUGAGCGACUUUGGCCUCAGUCGAAACCGCUCGUACGAGGAGACGCUGACGGCCGGUGUGGGCACCGUCCGCUGGACGGCCCCCGAGGUGAUGCUGGGCGACAACUACAGCGAGCAGGCCGACGUGUACUCGUUUGGUGUGGUGCUGAGCGAGCUCGACACGCGCGAGAUCCCCUUCGAGGAAAAGAGCAGCAGAACAGGCGCGAGCGGUGCGCCGGACAUGGCCAUUGUGAUCAAGGUAGCCAAGGGCGAGCUCCGACCAAGCUUUGCGCCAGACUGCCCCGACGUUAUCCUGCGUAUCGCACGCGCGUGCCUGCAGUUCGACCCGGCACUCCGUCCGGAUAGCGAAUCGGCUGUGCAGAUGCUGAAAGAUGCGCGCGCACAGCUCCAGUCGACGUCAUAG
Hyaloperonospora brassicae is the source of this 1074-nucleotide messenger RNA. NCBI's taxonomy places the organism in Eukaryota, Oomycota, Peronosporomycetes, Peronosporales, Peronosporaceae. The record is from the annotation of a GenBank genome assembly.